Molecule: messenger RNA, 1111 nt
Organism: Hibiscus syriacus
Lineage: Eukaryota; Viridiplantae; Streptophyta; Magnoliopsida; Malvales; Malvaceae
Exons: 4
Coding region: 659-1045 (128 amino acids)
Biological process (GO): biosynthetic process
Cellular component (GO): cytoplasm
Molecular function (GO): isomerase activity
Source: RefSeq, a predicted model, not a curated record
CUUUCGUCUUCAACCUUGAUUCAUCUUCGUGGUAAACAAAAACUCUGUCCCAAGUUCAUCAGAUCAUUUUAUCCGAAUAAAAUGGCCAAAAAACUAUAUUUGUGGUUAAAUACUUAAGUUUCCGAUGGAUUGAGUUUGAAAGUUUUGAAAUCUUGAGCCGGUUGACGCGUUUACUGAGUCUGCUUUCAAGGGAAACCCAGCAGCAGUCUGUUUGUUGGAUGAAGACAGAGAUGAACAGUGGUUACAAGCUAUGGCCGCUGAGUUCAAUCUUUCCGAGACUGCUUACUUGACUAGGACUAAUGGGUCGGAUUCACAAACUCCCAGGUUUCGUCGUAGAUGGUUCACUUCCGUUACUGAGGUCAGUUUUUCUUCUUGUCUAAUUGAAGCUUGUUUUGUUUACCAUCAAGACUCGAGAUUUUGGCAGGUUAGGGGCUUUGUGGACAUGCAACAUUAGCAUCUGCGUACACUCUCUUCACAACUGGGCUAGUAAAUUCAGGCAUUAUUGAAUUCGUAACGCUAGCCGGAAUUCUUACUGCUAAAAGAGCUCCUGAUUUCAAGUCACCAAUCGAUGCCUCCUCUCAUAUGGACGAGCCACAAAACUGCUUCUCAGUCGAGCUGGAUUUUCCUAUAGUCCUUGCACCGAACUUACUGACAUUAAAUGGUGCCGAUAUUAUUGACAUUAAGAGGGCAAAAUCCAGAUGAUUACUUUCUUGUUGUGCUCCCAUCUGCAAAAUCCGUCAUGGAAUUAAAGCCACAGAUCGAUGACAUACGUAAAUAUGGUGCUGAAGGCGUAAUUGUUUCAGGGGCUGCUCCUAUGGAAUUUGGGUUUGAUUUUGCUAGCCGAUGCAUCUUCCCAAGAAAUGGCAUAGAUGAGGAUCCUGUGACUGGGAGUGCAAGGAGCAAAAAGCUUGGGAAAUGUGAUCUCAUGGCGUAUCAAGCAUCAGCUAGAGGUGGAAUACUAAGCGUUUAUUUAGAUGAGAAGAAUCAGCGAGUGCUACUGCGAGGAAAAGCUGUCAUAGCCAUGGAAGGCACUCUUCUUGUUUAGCUUUAUAAUUUAUCCAUUUAUUAAUUAUACUGAAUUUAUAAUUUUGGGCUCGGGUAAGAGGACCCC